CAGGUUCCCUCUGUCCGGCUGAAUUCCAGUAUUAGUGCAACAUGAUCCUGUAUCAAGUAGAGUCCGAUUUCUAGUCGACGACCAUUGCGAUUUCGCUUCUUUUUGUUCAGUUUGACGAAACAGACCGCAACACACGACGUCAGCCACGCUGCAAAUGAGAGCCCGCCAUCGAGGAGAUUUUAAUUUACACAGAAGUUUACAGCAUAGUGUAACGAAGAGAGCGUUUUCUUUCGCUCCGCCGAAAGCUUCCAAUUGGCUCCAUUGCAAUUGUUUCACGGUUAGUUUGAAAGAUGGUAUGUUGUUAUUUGGAUCUGAGAUUUACGAUCAUUCAUGUCUUGAAUGCGUGAAAUGACCAAGGAAUGCUGCACAACGUGUCUAAGGGUUGUCCUCUUCAUCGGUAAUCGGACGAGUUAAUUUUUUUGGCCUUUCCCAACGACCGUCUUGAUUUGCGUCUGACUGUAUCUGCCAAAUGAUGCCAAACUGCAAAAACCAGUGACCCAUUGAUAUCAUAUCUCUUAACUACUUUGUUCUCCGGUUUCCGGUGGGAAGAACCUUGGUUGACAGUUUGCCGUGAGUGAGGGUCAUCCGCGAGGUUUACGUUCCGUCAACUCAAUCCCUCACUCUACGCGUUGAAAUCGGAAAUUUCGUCGCUUGGCUCAAUUUUGACCUUGUUUGGCCAUGGUUUGUCAUUUCAAAUAACGGAAACUAGGCUAACAUUUGGUAAGGAAGCGAAGGAUCGCUGAAGGUUGCCGGCGGCCUUUGCCAGAUCAGAGGUCAAUACCCAACAGACAUCCAGACCUCAGACUGUUUGUGGUCUGCAGUUUCGCACAGGCAGUUGUUUUCUUGGGAUCGACAUCUUACUUGGAAAGAGAAGAAUGGCCAAGUCGGCAUUGGUGACAACUGUCUGGGCAUACACGAGACGACGGCAUCGCUCCAGUAUACAUCACCCAAGUGAUUUGAACAUCGGCGGCAAUAUGGCCAGUAGGGAGCCCGAUCGGCGCGUCAACUUCGCUGCGGAGCGCGUGGGUUCGAUCGAUCAGGGCCCAGGGGACAGCAAUGAGGAGGAUAUCCGACCCACAGACGAGACACGAUAUCAAUCAUGGAAGAGGCGAAUCAGAGAAUAUUUUGAGAGACGAUUCGCCGAUGCUGACUUCGUCAUUGAUCCAGAGGGGGAUAAGAUCUAUGUAUGGAUGGGUCUGGUGACCUUUGCCGUGCUCUACAACGUCUGGAUGAUUAUCUUACGGAUAGCUUUCAAGGAGAUGCGUGAAGAUAUCGUCAACCGCCGGGUUUUUGGCACGGUGGACUUCGCCAGUGACAUUAUCUUCUCUCUCGACAUCCUGGUUAACUUCAGAAUAGCGUUUCUUGACCAAGGAUUGCUGGUCAAAGAUCCUCGACGAUUGAGUUCUCAUUACCGAAAGUCCAUCCGGUUUAAAUUAGACAUUUUGGCCAUGAUUCCCUUGGGCACGAUGGCGUUGCUGUUGGGAGAGUUGGCCGAUAAAGACGUUUUCAAUGUUCAGUUUGACGUUGAUAGUGAUAAUAUUCUUAUUCCUGUGCUGAGGUUGCCGCGGCUGCUGAAAUGGCACACGAUGGAAUCGUUCACAGCAAUGAGUGACACGCGAACCAGCAACCCCAAUCGAGUGCGAGCUUUCAAGCUCAUCAUGUACCUGGGUGUCAUCAUCCACUGGAUCGGCUGUUUUUACUACAUGCUCUCCGAGGUCGAAGGAUUUGGCAGCAACGAAUGGGUGUACCCGGCAGAUGAAGCGACACAAGGCCUUCUGAGAAAAUAUAUCCUCUGCAUCUAUUGGUCAAUGAUGACCCUCACAACAAUAGGCGAGACGAAUCCUCCGUACAACGACAUCGAAUACGUUUUCACUGGAAUCACAUUUCUUGUGGGCGUGUUUCUCUUUGCCGCUGUUGUCGGGAACGUUGGUGACGUCAUCAGCAACAUGAACGCGGCGAGGCAGGAGUUUACCACAAAAAUGGAUGCAAUAAAAUUCUACAUGAAUCACCGUAAAGUGCCUGACGUUCUGCAAACCCGCGUCAAGAAGUGGUCCGAUUAUGCUUGGUCUCGAACCCAAGCUCUUGAUGAUCAGACGUUUUUGGAAAUCCUUCCACCCAGGCUUCGGGCAGAAAUUGCAAUCCAUGUCCAUUUAGAAACACUGAAAAAGGUGAAAAUUUUCGAGGAUUGUGAGCAAGGUCUACUGUGCGAGUUGGUCCUCAAGCUGCGAUCGCAGAUAUUCUCGCCUGGGGACUACAUCUGUAGACGGGGCGAGAUUGGGAGGGAGAUGUACAUCAUCAAUCACGGCAAAGUACAGGUAGUUGUGCAAGAUGCCGAAACUCAACAAAGCAUGGUGGUCGCCACGCUGUCGGAGGGUAAUUACUUUGGGGAGAUCAGCUUACUCAAGCUUGACGAAGGGCAGAAUCGGCGCACGGCCGACGUAGUGUCUCUGGGCUACUCGGAGUUGCUGUGCCUCUCUAAGAAAGACUUGAUGCAGGCCUUGGUCGAGUACCCGGAUGCCAAGAAAGUUCUGGAGAAACAUGGUAGGGAUAGGAUGGAGAAAAACAGAGAAGCUGCCAGAAUGCAACGUCGCAAGUCCGAAGCUACCUUACAGGUCCCAGGCCAAGACCAGCUUCAGAAAUCACCAGACGACAAGGCCGGCGGCAACAACAGCGAGCCAGCCGAGGGAAACGGCCGGCCCGAGACGGGCGGACCAGCAGGGGAGAUCGGUCUACGGGCACAGAUUGAGCUGAUAUCCAAGCUCGCCAUGAAAGGAAAAGAAAUGAGCGAACUGAGACACAUAAUCAACGAACUCAGGAAUUUUGAUAGCAUGUCAACUAAAGCGAAAAUACACGAGCUUUCGCACAAGUGUGAUGAACUCUGGAAAAAAUUACGGCAGAAGGACCUAGAUUUGAAGAGAGCCCUGAGACGAAUCUCGGAGCUGGAGAGUCGCGUGACGACAGGAAUUAAUGGGGUCGGGCGCGCCCCCAGACGGUUUGGUCAAGCCCUGGUCAAGCGGUCCAAAUCGCUUCACCUGAGCACAUACGAUUACAGUAGCGUAGAUGAUCACGAGUCGUCACUGUGGGCCAGCAGCCUGGACAGUGCCGACGGCUCGGCCAAUGGGUACACGCCAACGAACGGCAUGUCCAACGGUCACGGACCCCGCGGAAACUUGGCGGACAAGCACAGGACUCCGUCCACUACAGACAGGUCCCCAGAGCACAGCCCGAGGCGAGACAAGUACAUGAAGGAGAUGAUCGUUCCGGGCAUUCAGGUCAACGGCAUGGUCAAGCAAGAGCCAUUGACCAUGAAGUGGGAGGUGUUCGCUGACGAGGAGCAAUCGGACCAGGCCAACGACUCAGAGAUCGAGAAGACGAUGUCCCAGUUGCAGCCAGCGAUAGCUAGUCUGACCCUCCCCUCUUCUGGACGUGGGUCCGGGGCCAUAUCCGAUGUAUCCUGCUACAGUGAUGCCAGUUUAGACAGUGACUUAUGAUAAAAUAUAAACAUGCCACCGAAUGAGGAUGUAUGACAAGCUUCCCUCAUCUCACUGGCUUAGCCCCGCCCCAAGAGAAGUGGAGUUUCUUCAGUCCUAUACCUACCCUGUAAGAUGCGAAUAAAGUGUUAAUUUUAAUUUUUAUCACUGUUCCGUGUUUUGCUAACCAAGGUACAUAAGAUUCCUAAAGACAGAAUACAAACUGUUCCAGCCGUAAAGACAGUGUAAAGAGCAGCUAUUCUCUCUAUAAGUUAUUGCUAAAGUGAAUAUGUUAUCCGUUACUCUUUCCAUCGACAGUGGCCAUCACCUAGUCUUAGUUGUGCACACCUUCACUUGUCCAUUCCUCGCUUCAUAAAAGUCAUCAUAAUAACCUCCCACAGUUGGACUGUAGUGUAUAUUCAGCGAGGAGAUUUGAUGGAAAUCAGAUGCUGAAGAUCAUGGUAAUAUUCAGAUCUAUGUAGACUUCGCAACUUGCUGUGUUGUUCAUUCUCUCUCAGUCCUGGUUUGUAAUACUUCACUGUUUCAGAAAAUUCAGUUCUCUGAACUUUUAGGUUACUGUUAAUUUGAGCUGAACUGUUUUCGUCAGAGAUUGAGUUUUAGUUUCAAUGUUUCCUUUUUUGGACAGCUUGAUCUAUGUUGACCUUUGUCAGAGUACUUUGCGUCUCUCUUGUCUUGAUUUGUUCCACUUGUUGUCAUUAUUGAGGUUUAUAAAAAAUAUGCAACAGUAAUGCUAUCAAAUAAGUUAUUCGAUUGAACAUGGACGGCAUAAUCAUACAGCGAAUAAGGAUCACAGACUCGUCUUACGGUGUGAUGAUGUUGGAAUAUCAUAUAAAACUGUGUCUGUUUUGCAGAAGACUGUACAAGGUGA
Acanthaster planci (crown-of-thorns starfish) is the source of this 4359-nucleotide messenger RNA. Its product is annotated as cyclic nucleotide-gated channel rod photoreceptor subunit alpha-like. Gene Ontology annotation, biological process: transmembrane transport; potassium ion transport. Gene Ontology annotation, molecular function: protein-containing complex binding; intracellularly cyclic nucleotide-activated monoatomic cation channel activity; voltage-gated potassium channel activity. The record is from RefSeq and is a predicted model, not a curated record. Gene Ontology annotation, cellular component: membrane. Lineage: Eukaryota; Metazoa; Echinodermata; Asteroidea; Valvatida; Acanthasteridae.